This is a messenger RNA of Tupaia belangeri chinensis (Chinese tree shrew), 2658 nucleotides long. It is a transcript of the gene CDK11B, whose product is annotated as cyclin dependent kinase 11B. The record is from RefSeq and is a predicted model, not a curated record. Gene Ontology annotation, biological process: protein phosphorylation; regulation of mitotic cell cycle. The coding region runs from base 125 to 2476 and encodes 783 amino acids. The transcript has 20 exons. NCBI's taxonomy places the organism in Eukaryota, Metazoa, Chordata, Mammalia, Scandentia, Tupaiidae. Gene Ontology annotation, cellular component: nucleus. Gene Ontology annotation, molecular function: ATP binding; protein serine/threonine kinase activity.
UGGUAUGUACGUCAUCAUCUCGCGCAGACUCAGGAAGUGACGACAUUCAUAACGCGCGCCAGGCGCUGUUUCUUUUCAGGCUACGGGACCCGCGGCGGCUGUGGCUCAGGGUGUUUUAACUCAAAUGGGUGAUGAAAAGGACUCUUGGAAAGUGAAAACUUUAGAUGAAAUUCUUCAGGAAAAGAAGCGAAGAAAGGAACAAGAGGAGAAAGCAGAGAUAAAACGCUUAAAAAAUUCUGAUGACAGGGAUUCCAAGCGGGAUUCCCUUGAAGAGGGGGAGCUGAGAGAUCACCGCAUGGAGAUCACAAUAAGGAACUCUCCAUAUAGAAGGGAGGACUCCAUGGAAGAUAGAGGAGAGGAAGAUGAUUCUCUGGCUAUCAAACCACCCCAGCAAAUGUCUCGGAAAGAAAAAGCUCAUCACAGGAAAGACGAGAAGAGAAAAGAGAAACGUAGGCAUCGUAGCCAUUCAGCAGAAGGGGGAAAGCACGCCAGAGUGAAAGAAAAAGAAAGAGAACAUGAACGUCGGAAACGACAUCGAGAAGAACAAGAUAAAGCUCGCCGGGAAUGGGAAAGACAGAAGAGAAGAGAGAUGGCAAGAGAACAUUCCAGGAGAGAGAGGGACCGCUUGGAGCAGUUAGAGAGGAAGCGGGAGCGAGAGCGCAAGCUGCGGGAACAGCAGAAAGAGCAGCGGGAACAGAAGGAGCGGGAGCGGAGGGCUGAGGAACGACGCAAAGAGCGUGAGGCCCGAAGGGAAGUUUCUGCUCAUCACCGAACACUGAGAGAGGACUAUGGUGAUAAGGUGAAAGCAAGCCACUGGAGUCGCAGUCCACUGCGGCCGCCACGGGAGCGGUUUGAGCUAGGAGACGGCCGGAAACCAGUGAAAGAAGAGAAGAUGGAAGAGAGAGACCUGCUGUCCGACUUACAGGAUAUCAGCGACAGCGAGAGGAAAACCAGCUCAGCCGAGUCCUCGUCAGCGGAGUCAGGGUCAGGUUCUGAAGAGGAGGAGGAAGAAGAGGAGGAGGAGGAAGAGGAGGGGAGCACCAGUGAAGAAUCAGAGGAGGAGGAGGAGGAGGAGGAGGAGGAAGAGGAGGAGGAGACAGGGAGCAACUCCGAGGAGGCAUCAGAACAGUCGGCUGAAGAAGUGAGUGAGGAAGAAAUGAGUGAGGAUGAAGAGCGAGAGAGUGAGAACCACAUCCUGGUUGUUCCAGAGUCACGAUUUGACCGAGAUUCUGGGGAAAGCGAAGAAGGGGAGGAAGAAGUGGGUGAGGGGACCCCUCAGAGCAGCGCCCUCACCGAAGGAGACUACGUGCCUGACUCCCCAGCCUUGUCUCCCAUCGAGCUCAAGCAGGAGCUGCCCAAGUACCUGCCGGCCCUGCAGGGCUGCCGGAGUGUGGAGGAGUUCCAGUGCCUGAACAGGAUCGAGGAGGGCACAUAUGGGGUGGUCUACAGGGCAAAAGACAAGAAAACAGAUGAAAUUGUGGCUUUGAAGCGGUUGAAAAUGGAGAAGGAAAAGGAGGGUUUUCCCAUCACAUCACUGAGGGAGAUCAACACCAUCCUCAAGGCCCAGCACCCCAACAUUGUAACAGUCAGAGAAAUUGUCGUGGGCAGCAACAUGGAUAAGAUCUACAUUGUGAUGAAUUAUGUAGAACACGACCUCAAGAGCCUAAUGGAGACGAUGAAGCAGCCCUUUCUGCCAGGAGAGGUGAAGACCCUGAUGAUCCAGCUGCUGCGGGGAGUGAAGCACCUGCAUGACAACUGGAUCCUGCACCGAGACCUCAAGACUUCCAACCUGCUACUGAGCCAUGCUGGCAUUCUCAAGGUAGGUGACUUUGGGCUGGCUCGAGAGUACGGGUCCCCCCUGAAGGCCUAUACCCCAGUCGUGGUGACUCUCUGGUACCGUGCCCCAGAGCUGCUUUUGGGUGCUAAGGAAUACUCCACAGCUGUGGACAUGUGGUCAGUAGGCUGCAUCUUUGGGGAACUGCUGACUCAGAAGCCUCUGUUCCCUGGGAAGUCAGAAAUUGAUCAGAUCAACAAAGUGUUUAAGGACCUGGGGACCCCUAGUGAGAAAAUCUGGCCUGGCUACAAUGACCUCCCGGCAGUCAAGAAAAUGACCUUCAGCGAGUAUCCUUACAACAACCUGCGCAAGCGCUUUGGGGCCUUGCUGUCAGACCAGGGCUUUGAUCUCAUGAACAAGUUUCUGACCUACUUCCCUGGGAGGAGGAUCAACGCAGAAGAUGGCCUCAAGCAUGAGUAUUUCCGUGAGACACCCCUUCCCAUUGACCCCUCGAUGUUCCCCACAUGGCCAGCCAAGAGUGAGCAACAAAGAGUGAAACGAGGCACCAGCCCACGGCCCCCAGAGGGUGGCCUGGGCUACAGCCAGCUGGGUGACGAUGACCUGAAGGAGACCGGCUUCCACCUCACCACCACCAACCAGGGGGCCUCAGCUGCAGGCCCCGGCUUCAGCCUCAAGUUCUGAGCACAGAGAGCAUCCAGGUCCUGCCCCGCCGUAGACCAGGUUGCUGGGGCUAGAGCUACUAUGGAUCGAGGGGCUCACAUCUUGGAACUCCUCAUCUUACUCGGUUUUCCAUGUUUUGUUUUUAUAUUUUUGGUUUGUAAAUUUAUAGAAUUAAAUCACAUUUUCCUUGUUGUGGAGGGAGA